Messenger RNA from Macrobrachium nipponense, 489 nucleotides. Its product is annotated as integumentary mucin A.1-like. The coding region runs from base 1 to 489 and encodes 162 amino acids. Lineage: Eukaryota; Metazoa; Arthropoda; Malacostraca; Decapoda; Palaemonidae. The record is from RefSeq and is a predicted model, not a curated record. The transcript has a single exon.
AUGCAAUACCAUCCUACCACCCACGCUACACGGAUACCCAAAACUACAAACACAUGCAACUACCACUCUACCACCACCAGCUACCACAAAGUACCACAAACUGAAAACACCACUGCAAUACCAUUCUACCACCACAGCUACACAACGGAUACCACAACUGUACCACAGAAAUACCAUUCCUACCACCACAGCUACCACAAAGGAUUACCACAACUGGAUACCAAAGCUGAAAUCACCACUGCAACUACCACUCCUACCACCACAGCUACCACUACGGAUACCACAACUGAAAACACGUCUGCUACUACCACAACAGCUACCACAAUGGAUACCACAACUGAAAACACCACUGCAACUACCACUCCUACCACCAAAGCUACCACUACGUAUACCACAACUGAAAACACCACUGCAACUACCACUCCUACCACCACAGCUACCACAACGGAUACCACAACUGCAAACACCCUGCCAACUACCACUCCCUAA